GUCGUCUGUCAGUUUAUGUGCGAGUAUCAAAAUAAUUGAUUAAAAGUCAGUAGGUAUUCCCAAUUCGAAAUCAAAUAUAAAUUAAUAGAAAUUAGUACCAUCAAGCACUCAUCAAAUUUCGUACUCUUAAAGACACUAACUACCGCAUCGAAUCAUCGUACCGAUUGACAAAUUAUGGAAUAGAAUAUCCAGGAAGUGUACUCCCAUCAAAAAAAACGUAGAUUAUGUCUCAAAGGCAGAGGAUUUUAACGUGUGUGGCCCAAUGGAUUCAUCCAAAGUACGACGAGAGCAACAUCAUAGCAGCUACGUUUCACAUGCUCUCGAUAACAUUAAUCAGCAUGUCUCUGGUGGAUUUGACUUGGUUUUUCAUCGGUGGGCCCGUGUGCGUUCCGUAUCUCACCUUGGGGGAGUUUUUCUGGUACGGACUUACCCCCAAUGAUGGUAUUGCAUACGCAGAUAUUGGUUGUAUUACACCGAAGCUCGUGAACGCGAUGAGAAUCACCAUACUCCUGUGCUUCAUGGCGAUUUUGUUCGCUCUUAUGGGCUUCUUUUUGGAGAUAAUCGGCCCUAAGCAUCUCUUGUACAAAACAUUGAGGAAGUACGCGAUAAUGGGCAUUUUUACAGUUAUUUGGGUAAUGGUGAUAAUCGCAAUGGCUUAUUACAUAACAUUAUUGUUGGAGGAAACUUUAGAUAAAGUUUAUCCCGAAGCGGAAUAUACAGUUACCUACGGAAUUGGAUUUUAUCUCGUUGCGACUGCAGGCGCUAUAACCUGCUGUGGAAUAAUAUACGCUUUAGUUCUUCCAUUCCAUACGGCUCGUUAUUUGCGAGACGACGAUCGAUGUCUUCUGGAUGCAUUCGAUGACGGUUUGGAUACAUUCCAUCAUCCGAUACCGCCUCCGCCAUACUAUAUCCCACCUCCUCCGUACACUCCUUGAUCACCGUACCUGUUAUGUAAAGGUUAAGGUUGAAAAUUUCUUAUUAAUCUGUCGAUGUUUUGCCACUUAUAAACGGAUGUCUAAUUUGCACUAGUGUAUUGUUUGUAACAGUUAACUUCGCCUUCACUGACAAUAUAACAGGAUUCAACUUAUUCAGUAUUCAGAAACUCGAACCGAAAGUACCAAAGUUUAGCGCGUAGAUUUAGUUUUAAGCACAGUAGACGAACGUUUCGCUUGUAUUAUUCACGUUUACUGUUUCCUAUUUGUUCUUGUUUUAAAGGAAUAUGACCAAUUUUCGUAGUUGCACCUUAUUAAUUCGGAGUAUUAUGACAAUUUGAGCUAAGUUUUAAGAAUCUUGUACAUUUUGCUAAUUAUUUGCUUCCAUUGGCAUCCCCUAAUCGCUUAGGAGGGCUGGACCCGGAAUGGAAGUUCGAAUGCCCCCUCACUCGAAUUGUACUUAGAUAUUUUUAUUUAUUAUCUCAUUACGUAUUAAGAUUUUACCUCACGUUGUUGUUGUUGACGCUGGGAUUUUAUUCUGAUAGUCUUCUGCUGUAUAAAAAUGAAUAGUUAAGAGAUGCGCCGCCGUCGAUCGAGAGAAUAUUUUCAUAGAUUCGUUUAUCGGUAACAUUAGACAAACGUACGAGGCGGCGUAUUGUUCCUUCGACCGUGUAGUUUGUAUAUUUUGCUAAAACAGAGAAACUUAUAUAACUAUGUGAAACAAAUGUAUGUGAUAGAACGGUUUAAUGAUCUAGUCUUAAAAUGAUUUCAUUACUUGUUUUCAACCGAUUGACGAAUGUAUCGUGUCCGAUUGUUAGAAGCAGGGGCGGAUUUUCGGGAAUUUCUUCUUUUAUUCUACACUUAACUCAAGUAAUAGUGUUUCUUCUGUAGCUCCUCAAUUACUCAUUCCACAAGCUUCAGUUGCAUUCCAAUGUAUAGUGUUAACUUCAUAUUUCAAAUUACUUUAUUUUCUAGUUCUAUCCGCCCUUAUUUAGAACUUCCUAAGGGGUAUAGCGUAACUAACGUAGAAGUGUAGAAAUGUUUAUAAUUAAAAAUAAUACAGGGUGACGAAGUUAAAUGUAGUAAUUAACUCUAGUUACGAUAUGCCCUGAUCGUUGAUUUACGUCGGUCAGGUUUUCUAUAUCAGCACAACAAAUUAUUUUUCUAUGUAUUCAAAAUAUUUGUAUAGGCUUUAGUGUAAGUUUGUGAUUAUUCUGUUGACAUUUAAUAAAGCUUUUAUGUAGGUAUUUCCAAAUUGACGUAAUGUAAUCUCAAUUAUAAUUAUUUUAACAUAUUUUGUAAAGAUGAUAGAUUAAAUUUUAGUUUAUAGUUUAUUUGAACUGACUAUUUUGUGAUUAUUGA
Phyllotreta striolata is the source of this 2294-nucleotide messenger RNA. Lineage: Eukaryota; Metazoa; Arthropoda; Insecta; Coleoptera; Chrysomelidae. The record is from the annotation of a GenBank genome assembly.